AGUAGUAGCGGGUCCUCUCUCGCCUCAAUGUUGCGGCCAUCCUAGUGGCAGAUCGCUACAAUCCUGGAGGGAGCCGGGUCGAAUGAGCUAUUGGGGUUCCCGAUAAUAACGGGGACAAACAGACAGGCAAAAAAGACACACAGACGGAUGGACGGAGAUAGGCAAGUGUUCCGAAAAAAACGCGAGACCAUAACCGGAUUCCAUACGUUUUCUUAUUUCCGUUGUUUUGCUUUUUUAGUAUUUUAAAUUAUUAAUUUAUUCGCUGUAUUUAUUUAUCUAUCGAUUGAUUGCGUUUUAAUUACUGCCUUGUGACAGAGAGCGAGGGAGGAGGGGCGUUAGAGCCAAGCGCGCGUUGUGUUUGUGUGCGUGUGAGAGUCCGUGCAGCUUCCCCCCCCCCCCCCCCACACUUGUUUAUUUUUUGUUGAUGAUAGCCUUUAUUGAGGCUGUUUUAAAUGUGCUCGCGACGCGAUCCGCUGCUUUGCGCGAGCGGAUGAAUGUCUUAUGUAGCCUCCAUGCAAAGGAGAGAGAAGAAGGAGCGCGUGCAGCUAGAGACCAAAUACAAUAGAUUAAACCAAAUACUACAGAAAUCCAAAUAAGACUUUCUAACUCUGCUGGCCUUUUUACACUUUCUUGCCUCUUUCUAUGUAUCAUAGUUUAUUGUGCUGUUUUAAAUUGCAAAACGAAUACCAAAGCUCAGCCCGGCUGUUGAUGCUACAGGAGUAGGCUAGCGACUGUUCUCAUGCCUUUUCACACCUAUAGGAAACAUUACUGGUGAGGAGUGAGAGGAUCAAAUAAGCUCUAUGUUUACUCAAGGAGAACGCUUUAGCAGUGCAAAUGUAACAGAGAGACGCAGGUGCAUCAACGACAGGCCGGUGUCACACAGGCUUUUAAUAUAACGCCACUACAAUAGGCCUGUAAUUGUAACACAACUUUUCCGGUAGCCUGUAGAAGUGAGGUCUGAUCUCCUCUCUAUCCGUCUGUGUGUUAGUCUGGACUGUAUGUAAGCUAACUGCUGCACUCAAGGGACCAUCCUACCUAUAUGUUCUAUGCACAUUUACACCAAAACUAAUGCUGGCCACCAGUCGACAACCACAAAUGUAAAUUAAAGGGCGCCGCUUGCCUACAUGUGUACACACCUUACGGUGAAUGUUGUGAGCUCUCCAUACCAAAUAUUUUCCCAAAGCUGUCUACCAGAAAAACGGACGAAGACACAGAAGCUCCAGAAGAGGACAGAGCUUAUCAGGUCUACAGCAAUUCUGUCAGAUUAUUUGCAUCAAAACAAGAAGCCGGAGGAAGAUCAUGUUUGUUCCCUUGCCGGUGCCGUUCGUGUUUCAGAGAACUGCCCCUGACCUCAACGCCUGGCGUCUCAAGUCCCCUCUGGCUCUUCGCUCCAACUCCGAUAUCAGGAUGUCAAAGCCAGUAGAGGUCGAGAAGGUAGGGGCUGAGUCACCGAUGGAGGGCACAGAUUCAGAGCGGAAUGGACCUGAAUCAAAUCACCAGGCUCAGUCAAUGAAAGUCAAUCCAUUUCCCCUUUCACCAACCCUGAGCAGCAGCAAGCAUAAGAUGGAGGAGUGUGGUGAGAUGUCCCCGGCCCUUCCUCUCUCUCACGGCCCGACCCCCUCACAGACUGCACUGCAACAUACACAGCUCAUGCUGACCGGCUCCCAACUAGCAGGGUUAACAGCUCUGUUGCCAGCGCAGCAGCAGCUGUUGCUGCAGCAGGCUCAGGCGCAGCUCCUGGCUGCAGCUGUGCAGCAGUCCAGUGCAGCCCACGCCGCUCAUGCUGCCCACGCAGCUGCCCAAGCAAAUCAGCAAGCUCAGGCAGUUGCAGCAGCAAAUCAGCAAGCCCAGCAGCAGCAGCAGGCGGGACAAACGGGGCAGCAGGCCCAAUCGCAGUCCCAGGGACAGAGCACACAGGAACAGAUAGCCCAAAGUGUCCCUGUCCCACCUCCUCCACCCCAGCUCACCCUCUCCCAGCCAAUCCAGCUCACCGCCCAGGACAUACAGCAGUUGCUGCAGCUUCAGCAGUUGGUGUUAGUGCCCGGCCACCCGCUCCCAUCCCCUGCCCAGUUCCUCCUCCCACAGGCACAGCAGGGCCAGCAAGGACUCCUAUCGACACCAAAUCUUAUUUCGCUACCUCAGCAAAACCAAGGGAGCCUGCUGUCUGCUUCAACUAGAAUGGGACUCCAAGCACAGCGAGAUAAGAGUAUGGAGGUGAGCGGUGUGACCACAGUGCCCUCAGUGACCUCUCACCCUGAGGAGCCCAGUGACCUGGAGGAGCUGGAACAGUUUGCCCGCACUUUCAAACAGAGACGCAUCAAGCUGGGCUUCACACAGGGAGAUGUUGGUUUGGCCAUGGGGAAGCUGUAUGGCAACGACUUCAGUCAGACCACAAUCUCCCGCUUUGAAGCCCUUAACCUAAGCUUUAAGAACAUGUGCAAGCUGAAGCCACUGCUGGAGAAGUGGCUCAAUGAUGCAGUCUGUUUUUAUGCUUGCUUUCCUUCAUCAGAGACCAUGUCCACAGACUGUACCAUGCCCAGCCCCAGCUCCCUGUCCUCUCCCUCAAUGGGCUUCGACGGGAUUCCUGGUCGCCGCAGAAAGAAGAGAACCAGCAUCGAGACGAAUGUACGCGUGGCCCUGGAACGCGCAUUCAUGACGAACCAGAAGCCUACCUCAGAAGAGAUCCUGCUGAUUGCAGAGCAGCUCAACAUGGAGAAGGAGGUGAUCCGGGUCUGGUUCUGCAACCGCCGGCAGAAAGAGAAACGCAUCAAUCCCUCCAGUGCCACCCCUCCCUUGCCCAGCCAGCCCCCCACUGCCCCCCCAACGCACAAACCGUCCUGCUACAGCCCUCACAUGAUGUCCAGCCAGCUGUCGCAGGCCGUGACCAGUCUCAGCACAACAGUGACCACCAUGUCGCCCGUCUGUCCCCUGACUUCCAGCCUUACCUCCACCCACCCCUCUCUCAGCUCCGCACCCUCCCCAGUGACUCCUCCUCCUCCCCGCAGCACAGCCAGCCCAGCCACCCCCAGCCACAGCACACUCAAUCUUAACACAGGCUUAUGGCGUAUGGGUAAAAAGAACGGUGACGUGUCUAACUACAUCACCGAUUUUGCUGCAAACUUGAGGAACACUGUGAUGGGAGUUAACACAGGGAUGAACCAAGCCCUCCUCGGUAACAAUCCCCUGGCCACUAUCCAAGCCCUAGCAGCCAGUGGUGGCCAGCUGCCCCUUUCCAGUCUUGAGGGGGCCAGUAAGGUGAUGCUGGGGGCCUGUGGGAGCCAGGGAGGGGGCCUCCCCUCCUCCUUCUUCCUCAACCACCCCGCCCUCCUCCACAUGGGCCAGAACCCCGGCGCUGGACUGCUCAGCGCUGCCAUAGCCAAAGCCUCCCAGGCCUCCCCCUUCCCCUCGGCCAGCAGCAUCAGCCCCACCCUCUGCUCCCCCUCGCCCUGCUCCAGCCCCGCCUCUUCCUGCUCCUCCAGCGAAAUGGCACACAGCCCGCCCUCUGUUGGCGGAGCCAAGAUUGAGUGACAACGCCAAGGGCCAAUCAGAGAGGAGGAGGAAGGGGGCAACGACAACCUCGCCUUUCACACCAAAGCUAUCUCUUUCUCUCUCUUGCGCUCUUCUUUUGUUAUUUUAUUUUUUUGCAAUGGCCCUCUUUCUCUCUUUCUCUCCCAGUCUUUCAAUGCCAAAAAUACACAGAAUGAAAGAGGAGAAAGGGAGAGAAAGAAGUGAAAGAGAAGAGAAGGGAGGGAGGGAGGGGAAGAUUGAAACCAAAAAUCUUUAUCUAUCCAAACAGAUGGAGAGGAGGCAACGUGGGACCUUUUUGUCAAUAACACGUUCUAUCGACAUGGCACCUCUCCACUCUUUCUCUCUAAAGGAAAACAAACCAAUGACUCCUUAACGAAGAGAUGGCAGAGAAACGUGUCGAAGUGCAUAAACCAAAAAUGACAAAAGAUAACUUUACUAUGUGACAAAGGAAUGGCGGCAAGGACAAAAAAAAGAAAUGGAGAGGAGAACUGUGCUCACGUUUUACCUUUUUUGUAUUAUUUCAAAAAGCUGCGGGUCUGAAAGAAGAGGAGUAGGGAGGAUAAGUUUAAACCAAAAAUUUACCUGAGGAGGAGGCGUAGGAGAAAUACACAAUGACAAAAAAAAAUGACAACCAUACCAAAUCCCAAAUACCAAAAACCAAAAAUACGGAGAGAAAAGCUUUAUUCAAAGGACGUGUAAAUACUGAAGCUAUCCAGGACCAGGACUAUACUACUGCUUCUCACAUACACAUCAAGAGCCAAUUCAUCCUGCCAUUGACUCAUCUUGUCUGUGUCAGCUCAUGUGUCUCUUUUAGGUUUUCAUAGAUAUAUUGAAUCAUUUUGUAAGAUUGUUUUUGAACCAGUCAAGAGUUCCUGUGUGAACGAGGGCCGCUGUAUUCCAAUGUGUUAGUCUCUUUACCUACCUCUGGUUCUAAGAGCAUAGAAAGCUUUCCCCGCUCCUUUUUUAUUAUCUCUUUUUUAUGUCACUUAGUAUCCAUUUUAAAAGUACAGUUGGGAUGUCUUUUUUAAUUAUUUAUUAGUUACAUUUUACAAUCCAACUCCUAUUUAUUGUUGCAGCUAUUUCCUUUUAAGUCGUAGCUUUUUGGGUUUGAAUCAUUAUCAGUGUCAUCAUCAGUGUCUUCAUUAUAUGCAUUUGUGUGUUUUAACGUGACUAUUCUGUGGCGAUAGCAAAGACGCAGGUGAAAAGAUGUUCACCAAGUGCCGUAGAUGCAAUAGAGUUGGCACGCUGCGAGUUUAUUUCACGGUGUGAAUGAAUUUAUUAAGACCUAAACAUCUGACAUUAUGUGCUCUUAAUCAGACCACUCUUUCCUCACUCUUAAAGAUAACCCAUUAUCAGUGACUCCGUGGCAAAAGGAACAUGCCCUGGAAACUUCACACACUGAAAAUGACAUAAUAAUGUUUGCUAAGAGUAACGGCCACUUUGAAAGUAUGAAAUAGGGCUGUGAUUGGAGAUUUAAAGUAAUAACCAUUGAGACUGAAGGCUAAAUAAGUCAAUAAAGCCAAGUUUAGUCACAGCCAGCUCUCAUUCCUGCCUCGUCAAUCAGCAUAGAUGCCCCAACACCUGUCUGUCUAGACAUGUUUACUGAUAUUUGUCUGUUUCCAUCAUCACUUCAUCAAUCACAUUUCACUGUCAUUUUCCACCUCAGACUGCCAUUACUUCUUGGAAACCAAAGCAUUUUCAGGGCUGGGCUGUUCUUAAGGAGCCUCAGCCAAGACAUAUGAACACAAUAAAGACACAGAGGGGCGGAGAACAGGGCGUAAGCCCCCUGGUGUGAUUCCCUUCCACCUGGCCCGUCCAAAAACCCACGGGGGAAGCUUUAUUUAGGGAACUGAUCCUUUACUCCAAACCCCCAGAAAGAAGGGUACGCUGGGACAUCAGGGUGAAGGAGGGACACACUGUAGUGAAGAGGAGCAGGCGUCACACUUUUUGUAAGAGGAUACCAAAAAUAAACCCAAACCAAAAAAAAACACAACCCAAGGAAUAACAGAAGCAAACCAAAAAGAACCCUAACCAACUGUGGCUGGAGGGAGGAGGGGAGGAGAACAAAGUGCAGGUGUUGAAAGAGGUGAAGCCGUCUGUCUGUCUGUUGGCUUUGGGGCUGCGGCAUACACCCAGCUCUGAAACUGUGUAGCAUGGAUGAAGGGAUGGAUAGACAAGCAGAUAGACAGGCAGACAGACAGGUGGACAGAAGAAGGAGAGACAAUUCCUCCCCUCCUCUGCCUCUCACUCUCUCCAGCUCAGCUCUCUGGUCCUGGAUGGAGCUAAACGCAAAUGACCUCACUGAACUGAAAUCUUCUAAAAAAAAAAAAAGAAAAGAAAAGAAAAAAAAAAAAUCUGUUUUUAUUUUUCUGUUGGUUGGUUCUGAUUGUUUAUCUCUGCUGUGUCUCUUGAUGCUGUUUUAUGUACUGUACUUUAGUGCUUAUUACUCAUUUGGAAUAACGUACUCGCUUACUUACUACAAGAGCUCCUUAUUUUUUUCGUAGUCGUGCUAGAAAUUUUUAUCAGGUGGUUGGAAAAAAUACUGUGAAAAUUUAGCUUCCAGAUUUUUAUUAGAUAAAGAAACGGACUGUCUUGGCAGAAAAAAAGACACACAAAAAGCCAAAAACAAAGAGUUGAAUAGCAAACCUUAAAAAUGCCAAACCAAAUAACUGAACCAAACCAAACACAGUAGAGAGGAACAGGAACAUGUGGGCAGAGAAAUGGGUCAGCUUGUAUGAGGUAAAACUGUGCGUUUUUCUGUGCGUAAGUGUUACUGGAAGGCCAAAUGGU
Molecule: messenger RNA, 6318 nt
Organism: Etheostoma spectabile (orangethroat darter)
Lineage: Eukaryota; Metazoa; Chordata; Actinopteri; Perciformes; Percidae
Gene: pou2f2b
Product: POU class 2 homeobox 2b
Exons: 16
Coding region: 1300-3528 (742 amino acids)
Biological process (GO): regulation of transcription by RNA polymerase II
Cellular component (GO): nucleus
Molecular function (GO): DNA-binding transcription factor activity, RNA polymerase II-specific; RNA polymerase II cis-regulatory region sequence-specific DNA binding
Source: RefSeq, a predicted model, not a curated record